CAGUUGCAACUGCGUUGUCGCGCUGGCACAAUUCAAAGCUGAAAUCGGAAAAUAUAUAUAUAUAUAUAUCUAAAUAUAAAUACAAAAAAAAAACUUAGACAGGCAUGGCGCUGGAGGCGUUCGUCACGGCAUUGGCCUGCCUCAGCACCACCGCAAAUUCCACCUCCAGUAAUUUGCCAGGAAAACACUUUUCCGUAAUAACGAGAAAUUCGGCAGAGCCUUUUCUUCUAGCUGAAAAAGACACCGCCAGUUGUCCGGUGAGUACUUUGGGUGGCCUAGCUGCUCGCAUACAAUUGAUGACCGAUGAGCUGCAAACGCUUAAAACUGAACUUAAUGAACUGCAGCAGCUUAUUGAGGAGUACAAAAAUCAGGACUCAGGACUCAUCACCACCAGAUUGCUCCGCCCAUUGCCGGCUAGUGUGCAGACCUUUCCGGUGCCCCUGGCUACGCCAACCGACGAUACGCCCCGGAAUUGCCACGACGAGAAGCACGGCCAGGUGCGGAUCCGCAUUGCGCCGGACGUGGAGCCAUUCUUCGCGAGCUGCGACCAGAAGGUGAAGAAUGGCGGCUGGAUGGUCAUCGCCUACCGGUUCGAUGGCAGCCAGGAGUUUAACAAGGAGUGGAAGGACUACAAGAGCGGCUUUGGGUCCAUCAACUCGGAGUUCUUCAUCGGCCUGGACAAGCUGCACCUGCUGACGAACAGCGAGCACCACGAGCUGCUCAUCAUAAUGCGGAACAAGAACGGGGAGGAGCGCUUCGCCCUCUACGAUCACUUCAGUAUUGGCAGCGAAUCGGAGAAGUAUCUGCUCUACGUCCUUGGCGCCUACCAUGGGGAUGCCGGCGACUCGCUGCGCUACCACGCGGGCAAGAAGUUCACCACCUACGAUCAGGAUAACGACGACAAUGGACAGAACUGCGCCAGGACCCACGCAGGAGCCUGGUGGUACGGCAGAGAGUGCUUCGAGAGCAACCUCUUUGGCACAUUCCAGUCAAAGUACGGCCAGGAGAUUGGCUACUUCAAGGGCAUCCUGUGGAAGACCUUUCUGCCAGGACCCAGUGGCUCGCUCAGCUACGUUCGCAUGCUCAUCCGACCGCUAAAGAAGUAGUGCAGAUAACUGGAAGCAGAAAAUUCAAUCGCAAAGACUCCCUAGCCAUAGACUACAAUAAAAGUCGAGUAUUUAGUAGUUCAA
This is a messenger RNA of Drosophila elegans, 1190 nucleotides long. Its product is annotated as ryncolin-2. Bases 105 to 1106 code for a protein of 333 amino acids. Lineage: Eukaryota; Metazoa; Arthropoda; Insecta; Diptera; Drosophilidae. The transcript has 5 exons. The record is from RefSeq and is a predicted model, not a curated record.